Messenger RNA from Hibiscus syriacus, 1154 nucleotides. RefSeq lists its product as uncharacterized. The record is from RefSeq and is a predicted model, not a curated record. The coding region runs from base 45 to 995 and encodes 316 amino acids. The transcript has 3 exons. Gene Ontology annotation, molecular function: protein binding. NCBI's taxonomy places the organism in Eukaryota, Viridiplantae, Streptophyta, Magnoliopsida, Malvales, Malvaceae.
UUAACGUUUUCUAUCAGCAACAGGUAACUUCCAGCACAACAAACAUGUCAUCAUACCACCUCUCUGAGCUAGACUCCACCACCGACUCCGUCGCGUCCUCUCCACGCUCGGAACACCUUUGUCCUCAAGAUGCCAAUACACGUGUACGGUUCAUGUGCAGCUUCGGCGGCAAAAUUCUCCCUCGUCCGCACGAUAAUCAACUCUGUUAUGUCGGCGGUGAUACGCGCAUCGUCGCUGUCCAUCGCUCCACUCCUUUAUCAGCGUUACUCACCAAGCUCUCCAAACUCUCAGGCAAUGGCAACUUGAGUGUUAAGUAUCAGCUCCCGAAUGAGGAUCUUGACGCGUUGAUUUCACUUUUGCAUGAGGACGUCUCAGUUCCGUACACGGGUUCUCUUGCCCCCGGUGUUUCCGUUUCCACUUCCUUUCGUUCGACGUCAGGAGCUCCUACUGUACUACCUUCUAUGCCCGAUCUGCGACCCGUUAAGACUAAACCGGAUAACACCGAACAGGUUUUGGAGUCAAAACAUAGUCAAACGGAGAGUUUUAUGGAGCAACCCGUUUCGCAGCCAGUCGCAUAUUCAGGCAGUCCUAUGUGGCAUUAUAUUCCGGAUUCUCAUUAUUCUGCUCCUCCCGUACAACAAAUACCCGCUUUUUAUGUUCCGGGCGCUGCUCAGCCCGGAAUUCCUCCAUUUCAACCGGUUCAAAUCCAUGCACAAUACGUCCAGCAGUAUCCAGUUUUCGCGGGUCAAAUACCAGUUGGGUACCAUCAGCCGGCUCCUGGUGUGGGUCAAGUAUACAGGCCAGUUACAUCUGUGGAUCGUUAUGACCCGGCGUUAAGAGUGGCUCCUGAUGGUGCGACUCAACCAGUAUAUUAUGGAGUUAGAAAUUCUGGUCCGGUUCCAGUUUACCCAGGAAUGGCUUCCCAUGGUGGGGAAGAAUUGGCUAGAAGUGGAUCGGAUAUGACACCGGGUCGGAUUUCCCAAUCAGGACAGUAAGAGUAUUGGUCAUAUGGCAAUAAUGGCAUGGUAGUUUUUGUGCCUAUUUACUAAGCUGCUUUUAAUGAAUUGAUAGAUGUUAGAAGAGUGAUAAUGUCAUUCCUCCUUCGCUAGAUAUUGAACUUCGGAAAAUGAAAAAAAAAAACAUAUUUGAUAUUA